GAUCAUCGGAGCAGGGAUUUCGGGGUUGUUCCUCGCGUUGCUCCUCGACGAGCUGCAGAUCCCGCGGCUGGAAUACGAGAUCUUGGAGUCCAGCAAUCGAGUCGGGGGCCGGAUCUAUUCCUACGAGUUCCCCCCACGAACAGCAGCGAACGUUAACAAUGGCACGGAUUAUUACGAUGUCGGCGCCAUGCGCUUCCCGGAUCACCAUAUCAAAUGCAUGGGCAGAACUGUCCCCACAUGUUCAACUCGAUCGCCCAGAUCUCAACCCGCAAUGACUCCGACCGAACGACGGGGGAUCCUUUCCGGUUCAGUAUCUCCAAUGGAGGGAUGGUACCUGACGAGGAAGGCGCCGGCGCAAUCAUGGGGCGAUGUUUUCAGGAUCUGACGCGACGAUUAGUCGAGGACUUCGACGCUGGAUUUGCCGAGUUGGUCAAGUUAGAUUACUUCACCACUCGAGGAUAUCUGCAGACCGAAAUUGGUUAUGACUUCUACUCCAUCUGGUACUUAGAAACAGUUUUCAGCGCGUCGGGACUGUACGACCAGUCACUCUCGGAAGCCGUGCUCGACUGGCUCGACUUCGAGUAUCCCAACCUCGCGGGCACACAGACACCAUGGUACCGUGUCCAAGGUGGAACGGGGCAAGUGGUAAGGCAAAUCACGCGGAGGCUUUCACGGCAGCCAAGCCGCAGCAAGCGCGUCGCGAAGAUGGUGUAUCAGCCUGGGGCCAAUCCGUCGUAUCCAGUCUCAGUGCAGGUGGAAGGGGAGGAAGAGGGGCGAAUGCGAGAGUACACGGCGGUGUUCAACACGAGCAGUCUGCCGUGUCUGCGACGGAUGGAGAUGCAAGGCGAGAUCCUGAGUGCGGGACAGAAAGCAGCAAUCCAGAGCGUGCAUUAUGACGGGGCGACGAAGAUGGCGGUGCGGUUCAAGUUCGCGUGGUGGUCGCGUUACUGCCAGAUCCAGGGCGGGCAGGCACUGACCGAUCUGCCCAUCCGCACGUGUGUGUAUCCGUCCGACCCGGACUCGCGCGUGCUGCUCUGUUCCUACACCUGGGCUCAGGAUGCCCAGGCGAUGGGCUCGCUUCUAUCCUCGUCGCCAUCGUCGUCGUCCUCCUCUCCCGAUCAACUCCGACGACUAGUCGUGCACAACCUCGCCGUACUGCAUCAAGGCUACCUCGACCCCCUCACGAACGGCACGCCGUACGGCUACGAGCGCAUGCAGGCCAUCAUCGAUAACGCCUACGACUCCCACCACGCCUACGACUGGGCCCGCGACCCGCACACGGCCGGCGCCUUCGCCUACUUUGGCCCUGGCCAGUUCCGUCAUCUGUACCCCGAGUUGGUCAAGCCCGCCGCCGACGGCCAUGUCUACUUGAUCGGCGAGGCCUGUAGUGCCCACCAUGCCUGGAUUGCCGGUUCCCUCGACAGCGCCUAUCGCGGUCUGUGUCAGCUGCUCACUAAGCUAGCGCGCCAGGGUCGCCUGCCGCCGGACACUCUACACAGACUGCAGCGCAGCUGGGGGGAGUUGGAGGAGGUCGCGCCCGACGUCUUACAGUGGGAGGCGUUCUUGGGUGAGCUUGCGCUGCAGAGCAGAUCUCCCGGGCAGUGACCUGCUCACUUCAUGGUGACUUGGAAUGACAGCCGGCCCGAGUCAAGCAGGAACUAUCCCAUUUUGAGGCGAGUCCGGGUUAUUGACAGCUGAUAAGGCAAGUCAUGAUUGUAUAACAAUACUGAUCGACGGCGUACAGUCAUAGUGAGUGGUUAAACAGAUUAUAUGCCCAAUUAUGGCCAAUAUGACUGUCGAUGGUGGUUUAUGGAGCACUGCCACGGAAGGCAGGCGUGCUGGGUA
Aspergillus homomorphus CBS 101889 is the source of this 1845-nucleotide messenger RNA. RefSeq names its product flavin monoamine oxidase family protein. Gene Ontology annotation, molecular function: polyamine oxidase activity; L-amino-acid oxidase activity. The record is from RefSeq and is a predicted model, not a curated record. Bases 214 to 1605 code for a protein of 463 amino acids. The transcript has 5 exons. Lineage: Eukaryota; Fungi; Ascomycota; Eurotiomycetes; Eurotiales; Aspergillaceae. Gene Ontology annotation, biological process: amino acid catabolic process.